UUACUCCCUGAAACCCGCGAGUUGUAACAGAGACACAGGCGUGUAUGGCAGGCUGCUCCCCCCUCUGACAAACCAGUAAGAGUCGCUGGAGAUCUGCGACGCCAGAAGCUAUUUUAGCGGGCUGGUCGGCUGUGUGAUAGAUUUGGUGCGAACUUUAUGUCUAAGGUCCGGUUGCUCUAGUGUAGGAUAAUCUUACACCAUGGACCCCCCAAAGAAGAUUUGCAUUGUUGGCUCUGGGAACUGGGGUUCUGCUAUUGCCAAGAUUAUAGGGGUCAAUGCAGCAGUGAAUCCCAAGUUUAACACCACCGUCAAUAUGUGGGUGUUUGAGGAAAUGGUCAAUGGGCGAAAGUUAAGCGAUAUCAUAAACACGCAUCAUGAGAAUGUCAAGUACCUUCCUGGAUGCAAGCUUCCCGCUAAUGUGCUGGCAGUACCAGACCUUCUGGAGGCUGCAUCUGACAGUGAUGUUUUGGUGUUUGUGGUUCCACAUCAGUUCAUUAUAAAAGUAUGUGAUACCAUCAAAGGCAAAGUCAAAAAGGAGGCCCUCGGGGUGUCUCUUAUUAAGGGAGUGGAUACGAGUACAGACGGACUGAAGCUGAUCUCUGGGAUCAUCCGUGAGAAACUUGGAAUUGCCGUGGCAGUGUUAAUGGGCGCCAACAUUGCCAAUGAAGUGGCAGAAGAGAACUUCUGUGAGACCACCAUCGGCUGCAGGAACCAGGAACACGGUGCUCUUCUGAAGGAGCUAAUGCAAAACCAAAACUUCCGCAUUACGGUGGUCAGUGAGUGUGACGUGGUAGAAAUCUGUGGAGCUCUGAAGAACGUGGUGGCUGUAGGUGCAGGCUUCAGUGACGGCCUGGGCUUUGGAGACAACACCAAAGCAGCAGUGAUCCGGCUGGGCCUCAUGGAGAUGAUAGCCUUCGCCCGCAUUUUUUGCACAGCCGGACCAGUUUCCCCGGCCACCUUUCUUGAGAGCUGUGGGGUGGCUGACCUUAUCACGACCUGCUAUGGUGGCAGGAACCACCGGGUGGCCAAAGCCUUUGUCACAGCUGGGAAGUCUAUUGAGGAGCUGGAAAAGGAGAUGUUGAAUGGACAGAAACUCCAGGGACCAGUAACAGCAGCUGAGAUCCACCACAUUCUUCAGCACAAAAACUUGCUGGAUAAAUUUCCCUUGUUCACUGCUGUCUACCGGAUCUGCUACCAGGGACAGUCAAUAAAACACUUCAUCAGCUGCCUACAGAACCACCCAGAGCACAUGUGAUGCUGAAAUAUAAAGAUUUAAUAAAUUAAUUUUUAUAUUUUUCCACAUUAGAAUUGAGUAGAGAUGAUCAGUAUCCACUUACAGUGCCUAUAAAAAGUAUUCACCCCCUUGGAUGAUUUACCAUUUCAUUGCUUUUAUAAAUCAAUCAUGAUCAUCAUAAUUUGGCUUUGACAAAAAAAAAAAAAAACUUGUAGAUGGAAUCAAAUUGUCCUCCAGGAUUUCCCUGUUUUUUCCUGCAUUCAUUUUACCUUCUACCUUUCCAAGCCUUCCAGGGCCUGCUGCUGAGCAGCAUCCCCACAGCACGAUGCUGCCACCACCGUGAUUCACGGUGGGGAUGGUGUGUUUGUGGUGAUGUGCAGUGUUUGAUGUCCACCAAACAUAGCAUCUUGUCUGAUGGCCAAAAAGCUCCAUUUUGGUAUCAUCAGAACACAGAACUUUCUUCCACUUGACCAAUGGAGUCUCUAACCUGCCUUCUGGCAAACACUUGUUGAUAUUUAAUAUGAGUUUUCUCCAAAAGUGGCUUUCUCAUUGCCACUCUCCCAUAAAGCUUUGACUGGUGAAGAACCCGGGCAACAGUUGCUGUAUGCAGAGUCUCUCCCAUCUCAGCUGCUGAAGCUUGUAACUCCUUCUGAAUAGCCAUAGGUGUCCUGGUGGCCUCUCUCACUAAUUUCCUUCUUGCACGGUCACUCAGUUUGUGAGGAUGGCCUGAUCUAGGCAGAUUUACACAUGUGCCAUAUUCCUUCCAUUUUUUGAUGAUGGAUUCAACUGAACUCCAGGGGAUGUUCAGUACCUUAGAAAUUUUUUUGUAUCCAUCCCCUGACUUAUACUUUUCAAUAACCUUUUCUCUGAUUUGCUUGGAGUGUUCUUUUGUCUACAUGCUGUAAUGGUAGCCAGGAAUACUGCUUAACCAGUGAAUUGACCUUCCAGACACAGGUGUCUUUAUACUACAAUCGUUUGAGACACAGUCACUGCAUUCAGGUGAUCUCCAUUCCACUAAUUGUGAGACUACUAGCCCCAAUUGGAUGGACCGCUGUUGAAUUAGGUCAGUCACUUUAAACGGGGUGAAUAUUUAUGCAAUCACUUAUUUUAUGUUACAUAUAUUUAUUUAAUUGUCACUAUUUUGUAGAAAUCAGUUUUCACUUUGACAUUAACAGGGUUUUUUGUAUUUUUUUUUGUCAAAAAAUCCAAAUUAUGUUGUUAUAAAAGCAAUAAAAGGGUAAAACAUCCAAGGGGGUGAAUACUUUUUAUAGGCACUGUACAGUAUAUCUCUGAAUUGUGAUGGAAGUGUCUUUCUGACUCCGGUUCAAAACUUUAUAAAACAUAUAUUGCUAAA
This is a messenger RNA of Paramormyrops kingsleyae, 2588 nucleotides long. Its product is annotated as glycerol-3-phosphate dehydrogenase [NAD(+)], cytoplasmic-like. Gene Ontology annotation, cellular component: cytosol. Gene Ontology annotation, biological process: glycerol-3-phosphate catabolic process; carbohydrate metabolic process. Gene Ontology annotation, molecular function: NAD binding; glycerol-3-phosphate dehydrogenase [NAD(P)+] activity; protein homodimerization activity. The record is from RefSeq and is a predicted model, not a curated record. NCBI's taxonomy places the organism in Eukaryota, Metazoa, Chordata, Actinopteri, Osteoglossiformes, Mormyridae.